AUGUGGAACAACGAAAUGGAACUUGCCUUGUCCCGCUCACCAUUGGAACUCCAGUUUCUCACCCAGAAAGGUCACGUCAAAGAAGAAAACAAAUUGUGAGUACUAUUUGUUUGAUUUUUGAGGUUUUAGCUAAAUGACCCGUUCGAGGAGACAAAUUUCGUGCUGCAUGAGCUUUCUGAUCAAUUCCUGAUGUCAAAAGGGAGCGUAUUAGGUAACUUUGCCGUUUCAAAAUGUUUGACUUGCCAUGUGCAAUAUAACUUUUGGUCGAAAAACCUUCAAGUCCACAUUUCCGUCGAAACCAACAUCAAGCCCUAAGCACAGACACGUAUAGUUUCCUCACGAUUUUUGGCAGAUGGCGCUUGACUAUACCUUGUUUUAGGCUGUUUCGGCUAAAACAAGAUCUAUAUCGUUUGCCAAGUUUUUAGGCCAUAAUCAAUCUUUUUAUUAUUAUGUGAUAAAUCUUGAUCUUUCGCUAUUUUAUUAAAUACCGUGAAAUUUACAACGCCAAUCAAUAGAAAAUUUUUUUCACAGUCAAAUAUUUUGACUGAAUGUCAGUCAGUUUUUUUUUGGCUGAGCCAAGAGAUUUUGGCUGAACUUCAGACAGAAAUCUUGGAUUUCUUGGCUGAGUUGCCAGCCAAUUUCUUUUUGACUGAACAGAAACAUUUUGACUACUGUUCAGACAGAAAUCUUCGAUUUCUUGUCUGAGUUGCAGGCAAGAAUUUGCUGUCUGAAAUUCAGACAACAAUUUUUGAUUUCUUGGCUGGUUUACAGACAAAAAAAAGCAUGCAGUCAAGAAACGAAAUAUUGCUGUCUGAAUUUCAGCCAAGAAUAUCAAAUUCUUGGCUGGAGGCCCUACAGCCAAGAAAUCGGGGGUUUUUGCCAGUCAAGACGAAAAAUUUUAAAUCGCACCACCCCUAUAUAUAUAUACAUAUGCGAUUCGUAAUAUGCAUAUCCAAAAUUUAUUGAUUGUCUUGACUUAAACAUUUAAUUUUCAGAAGAAUGUCACAAACUGGCCAGUUUCGGAUAAUUACUUGGGGAUCGGCGACAAUAACCACAGAUUUACUGGAGAAAUGUGCUAAAUUAUUCUCUGAGAACUAUGGAAAGUGGGGAGUAGUGGGAUCAUUUCCAGGUCGUCCUGUUAAACUAUCACAUUCUCGAUUGAGAAGCGACUACCUGUUCAAUCCACAGACUUGUUCAUUAAUUACUGCAGACACUGGCGUCGAUGGCGAUGUUGUGGCUCAUGCCUUUGUGUGCAGCUUUCCUUUUCUCAGUGGUAAGUUUUUUUCAUUUGUAAAUAACAAAUCUGUUCCUUUUGUGCUAAUUUUAUUAGAAAUUAUUUGUUUUAGGCUACGCCGUAUGGAUCACGCAGCUCGUCGUUAGAAAAGAUAUGCGUCACAAAGGACUUGCAACUGAGCUGGUGGCUAGAGCAUGGAAGAAAGAUGCCUUGGCCUGGGGCCUUAUGUCAUCGCAUCCUUACGCUGUUCGAGCUUUGGAAAGUGCAACGCAACGCAAAUGUGAUCCACAGUUGAUUUCUCUUUAUGCGAAGGUCUUACUCAAAGCUAGUGGCAUUCCUUUUUUCCAAGAAUGUAAAAUUACUACGACUGAAAAUCGUUCUGUAAUCCGUAGUAAAUUCUUUGUUGAUCAUACCGAAAUUAAUGCUAUUUUGACCGGCUUGGGAAGUGAAUGGAAGCUUGGACCUCUCGAGGAAGGUGAUGAAUUUUUUGCAUUCACUUUCAAGGAUCACUUGUAAUAUGUUUUUAAAUUUUCUGUAUGAUAUAUGUAGUUAUAUAUUUAUUUGGAUGUAUUGAAUAAAUUUAAGUGAAAUUAUUGCUAAUAUUAGAGCAAUAGUAGGAUGAUUUUAAAGUUAUCUAUGAUUUUGAGAUUGUUAUGGAGAUCUCAAAGAAAUACCCAGAUGUUUCUUUCUUCUAACCCUACCUCAUCCCAACACUAUCGUCGUCGGCCCUAGAUACAAAGACAAUCGAUCCCGGGUAUAUUUACAAAAGUCAUUGAUAAAGGAUAAUAAAUGGUCAGAAAUUUGUGGAUAAGUCGGUGAAUUCAAGGGGAUUGCGUGGAAAAAUAAGUAAGGAGCUCUGAAAAGAUUUGGGCGGGUGAUUUCGAAAGGUUGAGAUCACCAAAAUGGCAAAUUAAACAAAUUUUUAAUGUAGAUGUCAAGUAUAAUAUAAAAAAUCUAAAAAAUCUAGAGAAUUUCGACAUCCGAGCGUUUGAAACGCCGCUUAAUACACCAUAAAAGCAAUGAUUACGCGGCAACAUUCGUAUUUUACAAUUUCUCCGGUUAUUUCCAAAAAAUCAAUAGUGACACUUCGUCCACAUACGAAAUGUCAAAAAUAAUUCUGCAGAAUUUUUGCGAAAUAGCGUUAUAAGUGGUUUAGCGUUCGAACGGCCUUCUUUGAUAGCGAUUGGCAAAAGCAGAAAGUGAAAGGUAAACGGGAAAUAUUUAUUUAUAUUGUACUAGGUAUCAUUCGAGAAAUUGGUAUGUUAGGCUUGAUUGUAAGCGAUGUUUCAAGUUGCUUUAUGUCAAGAACAUCAUUCUACAGCCUUUUUAAGCCUAGCUUUUCUUCGUCACAGGUUUUUUAAUCAGUCUUGAGCAUCUAGUUCAAUAAUUCGGAAAGCGGUAAUAUUAUAUUGCUUGUGGUGAUAAUUUAUUUCUGUCGAGCUUUAUUACCCUAGAAACUAGUAAAAUAUUGUCUAAACUUUCCAUUCAGACCUCAAUCAUGGCGACAACAAUCCCGGGAAGCUUGGUCAACAAGACCAAGAAGCAUUUCAUGGGAAUGCCGGCUCCAGCGGGCUAUGUGGCUGGUAUCGGUCGUGGUGCCACCGGAUUCACAACACGGUCUGAUAUUGGUCCCGCAAAAGAUGCCGGAGAGAGCUUACCAGAUGCUCCAGGGGGACCGCCAGCUAAAAAACCGAAGGAGACUGACGAUGAGCCGGAGGAUCUGAAUGACGCCAACUUUGACGAUGUAAGUUAAUAUUUUUGUUAUCUUGCUUUGGUUUUUAGGUAAAGAAGGAGGAAUUGUAAAUGAUCAGCGACAAUAGAGUCUGACUGUGGCUAAAAAAUAAAUUUCAUAUUGCUUAGUGGAGCAGGGUUUCAAUGGCGAACAAUUUUAUGUUAUCCAUGGGGACUUGAUAAUACAAGUUGAAUUUUUGUUUACUUUUGAUGCUAAAAGACUAUUUUUGGUUCUGUGGUUGGCGGAAUAGGUUGGGGCAAGUUCAAAGGAGCAUUUUUAGUACUAAAUUUCACAAAGCGACAUCUGCUUUUCACGUCUAUUUUUAUCUUUCGCCGAAGGGCGCGUCAGCUGAAAUAAGGUCAAUUAAAAUUGCCGAAAAUAGCGAUUUAACCAUGAUAAGCUUUCUUCUUUUAGUUCGAAGGUUAUGGAGGCAGUUUAUUCUCUAAAGACCCGUAUGACAAAGAGGACGAGGAGGCUGAUGAAGUCUAUUAUCAAGUGGAUUGCCGACAAGAUGAACGACGAAAGGCUUAUCGAGAAAAGAAGCUGAAAGAACAAAUAGAUGCGUACAGAAAAGAACGGCCAAAGAUUCAGCAACAGUUCAGUGAUUUGAAGCGGCAAUUGUCAGCGGUUACCGAGGACGAAUGGGCUGCUAUUCCAGAGGUCGGAGAUUCCAGAAAUAAGGCCAAAAGAAAUCCGAGAGCCGAAAAGUAAGUGGAGUUAUUGGAUGACGUGGCUAUAUGGCAUAUAUUUUACCUAAUAACUUUUUUAUUUCUUAAGUUUAACGUAUUUUUUAUAACUUUUUUCUAAAUUAUAUUACUUUAGGUCGAAAAUUGAUGUUUUUGUUAGGAAAUGAGGGCGAAAUAAUGUUUUUGAGGCCAUAUUUUUCUGAAUGAACCCUUGUGUUUACAAAAUUUUACUAUUUUUUGGUAUUUUUUUUAUCAAAUUUAUAUUACUUUAGGUAUGAUUCCGGAAAAAAUUUAUUCCAAAUAAAACGACUUAUAUCGUAUUUUACCAACCCAAACCAUCUUAUUUUCAGAUACACAGCAGUUUCGGACUCCCUAAUCGCCAGUGCGAUGAGUUUUGGCCAGAUUAGUUCGGUCCUGGAUCAAGAUGUUCAGUCCGGAAUCGCCUCCACAACCUCGGGAUUCCGCUCCACCGUCGGUGGGAUGAAAACGCCGGGCCUGGCGACGCCCGCAGGUACGCGGACAUCCACCGAUUUGGAUCUGCAGAAGAUUGGCCAAGCCCGAAAGGGCAUCAUGGAUAUCAGAUUGAAGGGGGUAAGUGGCUGUAAAAUAUAGAUUUUUUGCUUGGAAAUAGUGGAAUAGUUGAUUUUAGGGAUUUUUGAAGUAAUUUUGAGGGCUGUAUUGGAUUGGAUUACUUUAAUUUUUUAUAAUUUUUUGGGAAGUUUGAGAGAAAAAUUGGUUAAAAAGGGAUGAAAUUAUGGUAGAAUAGUGCGGAUUAGGUGAUUUCAGGGAUUUCUGAAGUAAUUUUGGGGGUUGUGUUGGAUUGGAUUACUGUAAUUUUUAAAAAUUUUGGGGAAAUUUUAAAGAAAAAAAUGGGUUGAAAAGGCGGAAAAUUAUGGUAAAAUACGGAUCCUUUAAUCAAGCAUAUGUAUUAUAAAUCCUGAAAAUUAAAUUUGCCAUCAUUUGCGGGCUGAAUUUCGAAGAUACGACCGUUUAUUUUUAAGAAAUACGAUUUUUUUUGUUUUUUUUUGAUUAUCAUCAUGGAGCUUGGCUAUUUAGGAGUAAAAAAGAAGGUUUUUUGGAUGGUAGAUAUAUGUUAGGCCUGGGAAAUGAGUUUACCAGACGCUCUGCUAAUUUUGGGAUACUGUAACAUGGAAAAAUUUGAAAGAUUUGCUGAUAUAUGCAAGUUUUGCCUUCGAAUUACCGAUUUUUGUCGAUUUUUGUGUGAUAUUAUAAUUUGGGUUGUAAAAUACGUGAUAUCCGCAGCUAUUGUUUGUAUUAGCUUACUGUAACAUCAAAAAAUUUUUCGAAUUCUUGCAUUUUUUUCGAAUUUUUUUCCAAUUUCCUCUCCAAAUGAUGAAAGAAACUCGGUGAGCGCUUGAAAUUUUAUUAUUUCAGUUUUUAACAGGCACUGAGAAUGUCACAGUGUCUGUUUAGUUUGUAAAAGCCGAAAAGAAUUUGCCAUGCGCAUGAAAAAUUCGAAAAAGUUUGAAUUUUCAGCUUUAAUGGCAAGUACAAGGUCCUAGACCGACAAUUUUGAAAAGGCUUUUGCGCAAUGACCCUUUUAUUGAAGUUUUCAAUCUGAUGGAAAGGAAUUGGAAGUAAAAUACGGAGAAAUUUAUUCAUCAUAUUUGAUUAUUUUAGGAAUUUUUGGUAAAAUUUUUUAAAAAUAAUAAUGAAAAAUUAAAUUUUCAAAAAACUUAAAUAUACAGUUUUGUAGAGGAGAAAAAGCUGUAUCAAAUAAAUAUAUACCCUUUGCCAAACAACAAACAGUAUUUGUAAAAAAAGUAAUGCAAAAAAAACGAACGAACUUUCUGGACGAGCUAAUAUUUUUGGGUUAAAUUUGGAGAUUUUUGUCAAUUUUUUGGUGUUUUACUGCUUACAAGGGAAGUACUUGAAGUGCGACGCUCAGAUUUUGAUAAAAAUUGGCAUAGAUGAAGAUUGGAAUUUUCUUAUUCGAUUGCGCGCAUUCUAGCUCGCGCUUUGCAGAAACCGCCGAGAAAAAAGGGCCGAAAUAUCGAAAAAAAUCUUCAAAUGCCGGCGAAUUUUCCCUGAUUCCAUUGAUCUUGGCAUUCCGUUUCAGGAGAAAAAUAUAUUUUUUCUCGCAAGAAAUUUUUUGUUGAUAUUGUUCAAGACUAUUUUGUUGCUUUUAUGUGGAAUAUGGUGUGUUGUUUUCAAUUGUCGCCAUCCGAAGGGUAAAAUGUUUCGUUUUUUGACGAAUUAAUGCAGUUUUUUCCUCUGCGGAUGGGCAAACCACUCUAAUAGUUGCUUCAAAGUCGUUUAGGAGAGAUGCAAAACGUUCUACGGUCGUGCAUGAACGUAGUUAUAAAGUAAGUGUAAAAAAAUUUUUAUUUUUUCACUGUUUUUCAGUUUAUUCCAUUUAUAAAACAAAGUAAGUGUCUCAAGGGUGCUCCGCCUGUGUACAGUGUUCCGAUGGUGCACAUUCGCUGUUCUCGUUGUUCAGAAUUUGCUUGCUGAAAUAAAAAAUAAAAUUUUUGGGAAACUUACUCUAUGAUUCGUUCAUACACGAAGUAGAACGUUUUGCAUCUCUUCUGAUCAACUUUGAAGCAACUAUUAGAGUGGUUUGCCCAUCCGCAGAGGAAAAGCUGCAUAAAUUCGUCAAAAAACGAAACAUUUUACCCUUCGGAUGGCAACAAUCCAAUUAAUAGCGCUGGAAUCAUGUCCUGAGUAUAAAAAAGUGAAAAUAACACAUCAUAAUCCACAUAAAAGCAACAAAACAGUCUUGAACAUUAUCAAGAAAAAAUUUCUUGCGAGAAAAAAUAUUUUUCUCCUGGAACGGAAUGCCAAGAUCAAGAGAAUUUGCAGGGAAAUUCGUCGGCAUUUGAAGAUUUUUUCCGAUAUUCCGGCCCUUCUUUCUCGGCGGUUUCUGCAAAGCGCGAGCUAGGAUGCUCGUAAUCGAAUAAGAAAAUUCCAAUCUCCAUCUAUGCCAAUUUUUAUCAAAAUCUGAGCGUCGCACUUCAAGUACUUCCCUUGUUAAAAAGAAUUGUAAAUAUUUCACAAUUUAAUUUCAGGCCUUUUUCUUCUAUAAAAAUACUAUUUACAGCAUUUCCGACCAUCUUUUUAUAUUACAGUACCCAUCCCUUUCAGGUGUCAGAUUCGGUGACCGGACAAACCGUCGUGAACCCCCAAUCCUACCUAACAGACCUCCAAUCCAUCAAUCCGGCCAAUGGAAUCGAUGUGAGCGACGUGAAGAAGGCCCGAAGUUUGUUCAAGUCAAUCCGAGACAGUAAUCCCAACCAUCCGCCGGCCUGGAUUGCAUCGGCGAAUCUGGAAAGUGCGGUCGGCAAAAUGCAGGCAGCACGGAACUUGAUCAUGGAGGGAUGCGAGAAGAACCAGGACUCGGAGGAACUAUGGCUAACCGCCGUCAGACUUCACCCACCUGAUCAGGCUAAACUUAUCGGUAAGAUUGGGUUAUAUUUGAUCAAUUGGAAAGAAGUUGGGGGAGAUUUGAGGGUCAUAAGGAAGAUUAGAGCAGUGUACGGGAUUUUUGAGGAUAUUGGAGCUUGGGUUUUGAAUUUUUGACACAUUUUUAUAUUGUUUUAGGCUAAAAAAUGAUGAAUUUUUGAAAAAAUUGACAGUUUUUUGAAAAAUUUGGGGGAACUGGGAAAGUAAAAGGAAAUUUAGAGAAGAUUAAAGAGUUUUUGACAAUGUAAGGAAGUUUUUGAAAAAAAUGGGUAUUUUUUAUAUUGAUUUAGGCAAAAAGUCGUCAAAAUUUUGAGAAAUUUGAUGUUUUUGGGUGGAAAAUUAAUUUUAAUGACUGUAAAUUGAUUAUUUUUGGGUGAAAGAUGAAGCUUCUCUUCUAUUUUUAUUAUUCUGAAUAUAAUUUUACUUGAUUUUAUUACCGAAAUUUCGAUAUUUUUGAAAAAAUUUUAAAAAAAUUAAUUUUUUCAAAAAAAUUUUUUUUUUGAUUUUUUAUCGUUUUUUCAGUCUCAAACGCCGUGAACCACCUUCCCACAUCAGUUCCAAUCUGGCUAGCCGCCGCUGGUCUCGAAACUGAACUGAAAUUGAAGAAAAAAGUGCUCCGGAAAGGCCUGGCCCGCGUCCCCAAAUCGGUGAAGCUCUGGAAAGCCGCGAUAGACCUCGAAACAGACGAAGAAGAGGCCAAAAAAUUGCUGACGAGAGCUGUGGAAUGCUGCAGCUCCAGCACCGACCUUUGGCUGGCAUUGGCGAGGCUGGAAACCUACGAAAACGCGAGGAAAGUCCUGAACAAGGCCCGAGAAAACAUCCCCACCGACCGACAAAUCUGGAUCAGCGCCGCCAAACUCGAGGAAACCAAAGGACAGGUGGAGAUGAUCGAGAAAUUGAUGGAAAGAGCGCUGAUCUCCCUCAGGGCGAACCAGGUUGAGAUCACGAGAAAACAGUGGUUUGAGGACGCGAUCGACGCCGAAAAAAGUGGUUGCCCCCUCACGGCUAAUGCAAUUAUGUAAGAAUUUGAAGUUGGAUUAGAGAGCGGAGACCUUGAGGAGUAGUGAAAAUGAAUUUUGGGAAAUUUGGGUUACUGUAACAAAGAGAAAUUUGAAAAAAUGGCGGAAUUUUGGGGUUUUUUGGAAACUUUUGGUUUUUUUGAUGGAUUUGAAUGGGAAGAAGGGUGAAAUUGAAAUUCUAAUAUAAAAUACGAAUGUUAGAUUGACUGGAAAUAAAUUUUGUAGCAUACUUCGGUUAGUACAACAUAAAAAUUUUUUAAUUUUUUUGUGAUUUUUUAACAAUUUUUUAGAUAUUGGUUAUUCAAACGAUUUUUCUGAAUGAAAAUGUUUUUAAAAUACGUCAAUUUCAAGUAUUCAUCAAUUUGGGUUACUGUAACAUCAAAAAAUUUUAAAGUUUUGCAAUUUUUUCGGAUUUUUUUUCUAUUUCCUCUCCAAAUGAUGAAAGAAACUUGGUGAGCGCUUGAAAUUUUAUUAUUUCAGUUUAUAGCAGACAUUGAGAAUGUCAAGUGUCUGUUUAGUUUGAAAAAGCCGAAAAAGAAUUGUCAUGCGCAUGAAAAAUUCGAAAAUGAUUGGAUUUUUCAGCUUUAAUGGGAAGUACAAGGUCCUAUACUGAUAAUUUUGAAAAGGCUUUUGCGCAAUGACCCUUUUAUUGAAGUUUUCAAUCUGAUGGAAAAGAAUUGGAAGUAAAAUACGGAGAAAUUUUUAAAAAUUUUACGAUUUUUUUUUGAUUUUUUGGAGAUUUUGUGAUAUUUGGUGGUUAAUAUGCAUGUUAUUUGAAAAAUUAGUUCAUUUUACUACGUUUUGCAUCCGAUUUAUGUAUGUUUUUGACAAAAGUUUGAGAUUUUUGAGAAAUUUUUGCCUAGUGUAAUAUAAAAUUUUCAAUUUUUUUGUCUAAAAUAAUAUCCAAAAUGUUGCAGAAAGCAUGUUAUGGGUGUUGGAGUGGAAGAGGAGGACAAAAAGGCCACAUUUUUGUGAAAAAUUUGAGAUUUUUGAGAAAUUUUUGCCUGGUGUAAUAUAAAAAUUUUCAAUUUUUUGUCUAAAAUAAUACCCAAAAUAUUUCAGAAAGCAUGUUAUGGGUGUUGGAGUGGAGGAAGAGGACAAGAAGACCACCUGGCUCGAGGACGCCGAGUUUUUCACCAACCAACAGGCCUUCGAAUGCGCCCGAUCCAUCUACGGAUUCAUGCUGACAGAGUUCGCCGAAAAGAAGUCGGUCUGGCUGGAAGCAGUGGUCUUCGAAAAGGAGCACGGCACUCCCGAAAGCUACGAAAAUCUGCUCAAAAAAGCGGUCGAAAAAUGCCCCAAAGCGGAGGUCCUGUGGCUACGCUACGCCAAGGCCCGCUGGCAACAGGACGACGUCGCUGGAGCCCGCCAAAUCCUCUCCGAAGCCUUCCAAAAGAACCCCAAUUCGGAGAAUGUGUGGAUGGCCGCCGUGAAGCUGGAAUCCGAGACCAAUAAUUACGAAGCAGCGAGGAAAUUGCUCACCAAAGCCCGAACAAUGGCUCCAUCCCCCCGGUUCUGGCUCAAAUCCGCCCGAUUGGAGUGGUGCUUGGAGGAUCUGGCCGCUGCGGAGGAGUUGCUAAAGGUAAACGAGAGUUUUGGAGAGAUUUGAAAGGGUUUUGGAGAGAUUUUAGAGAUUUUAUAUUGGUUUAGGUGGGCUUGAGGGAAAAUUUUGAUUUUUUAUAUUUUUUGAUAUUUUUUGGAGGAUUUGAAUCAAAAGGAAUGUAAUUUGAGAGAGAAUAUGGAAUUUUGGAGUAGUACAGAGUGAAAUUGAGAGAAAUGAAGGGAAUUUUUUAUAUUAUUUUAGGUGGGUUUGAAUGAAAAUUUUGAUUUUUUAUAUUUUUUGGAGGAUUUGAAGGGAAAGUAGUGUUAUUUGAGACAGAAUAGAGAAUUUUUGAGUACUAGAGAAUAGAAUUGAGAGGAAUGAAGGGAGUUUUUUAUAUUGGUUUAGGUGAUUUUGAGGAAAAUUUUGAUUUUUGAUAUUUUUUUGGAGAAUUUGAGGGGAAAGGAGUGUAAUUUCAGAGAGAAUAGAGAAUUUUGGAGUAGUAGAGAGCAGAAUUGAGAGGAAUACAAGGAAUUUUUUUUAUAUUGGUUUAGGUGAUUUUGAGGAAAAUUUUGAUUUUUUAUAUUUUUUUGGAGGAUUUGAGGGGAAGGGGUGUUAUUUGAGAGAGAAUAGAGAAUUUUGGAGUACUAGAGAGUAGAAUUUAGAGGAAUGAAGGGAGUUUUUUAUAUUGGUUUAGGUGGUUUUGAGGGAAAAUUUUGAUUUUUGGAUGUAAUUUGAAGACUUCUUAGGAAGAUUUUGUUCUGUUAGAAUGAUUAUCAUAUUUUGAAUUCGUACUGGGUGAAUAGAGAGAAUUGAAGAGGAAUUUUUGCGUUUUUUAGAUGAUUUUGAACCAAAAAAUUGAAUUUUCCCCCUUUUUCCUAGUUUUCUGAUGAUUUUUGGAGGAUUUUUUGCAGGAAAAGUAAUAUCUGUCGUAUUUUACAACUGUUUUUGAUGUUCUACAAAAAAAAUUUUUCAGGAAGGUAUCCAAAAGUAUCCCGAUUUCGAGAAAUUCUUCCUCAUGCUCGGCCAGCUCUACGAACAACAAAAGCGCUUCGACGAAGCGAGAAAAGCCUUCACAACGGGCACCCGCCGAUGCCCCAACUCCAUCAUCAACUGGCUGUUGUUGAUCCGCUUCGAGGAGUCCCAAAAUGUGGCCGUAAAAGCACGCUCCGACCUGGACAUGGCCCGUCUAAAAAACCCCGCCAACGAAUUGCUGUGGCUCGAAGCGAUCAGGUUGGAGUAUAGAGCCGGCAAAAAGGACCUGGCACAAAGUAUCCUGGCCAAAGCCCUGAGGGAAUGCGAAAAUUCAGGUGGGAAAUUUGAAAAAGAAUUAAAAAAAUUUUUUUUGGAGUUUUUUAGAUUUUUUUGAGUUUUUUUGGAGUUUUUGGUGGAUUUUUAGGGGUUUUUGGUGGAUUUUGAGACGAUUUUUUCGACGCGGAUGAUAGUGGAAAUUUGCACUACGAAAUGCGACAAAAUUUUUUUCUUUGAAAAAUGAUUUUUUGACGAAAUUAGGGAGUUUUGAGAUUUUGAAAAUUUGUCGCGGGCCAUAGUGGAAAUUUGCCUUGUGAUCGGCGAUAAUUUUUUUUGAAAAAUUGGGGUUUUUUGCGUUUUUGGAAGUUUUUAAAAUUUUUAAGUUUUGUCACUGGUCGUAGUGGGAAUUUGCACUACAAAUUCGCCAAAAAGAAACAAUUUUUCAAAAAAAAAAAAAAAAAAAAAAAAAAAAAAACAAAAUAAAUUGUCGCCGAUCACAAUGUAAACAUCCACUAUGACCCGCGACAAAUUUUCAAAAUCUCAAAAAUCCCUAAUUUCUGCAAAAAAAAUCGUUUUUUCCAAAAAAAAAAAUGUCGCAAUUCGUAGUGCAAAUUCCCACUACGAACAGCGACAAAGUUGGGAAAUUUUAAAACUUCUAAAAUCGCCCAAAAAAUCAAUUUUACAAAGAAAAAAAUUUUGUCGCCAAUCACAAGGCAAAUUUCCACUAUGACCAGCGACAAUUUUUUUCCUAAAAACGAAUUUAUAAUACGACAGAUUUUUUGCGAUUUUUUUUGGGUUUGAUGUUUUUUUUAUAUUUGACCCCAAUUUUUUCAGGCAUUCUCCACGCAGAAGCCAUCUACCUCGCCACGAAGCAUCAACGCCGCUCGGUGUCGAUCCAGGCGCUGGAAAAGUGCCCCGAAAGUCCGCACGUCCUCCUGGCCGUCUCCAAAAUGAUGUGGGCCGAACGGAAGAUCGCCAAAGCCCGGGAAUGGUUCCAAAGAGCCCUGAAAAUGGACCGAGAUCUGGGCGACAUCUGGGCAUUUUACUACAAAUUCGAAGUGAUCCAAGGCACCUCGGACCAGCAACUCAAAGUCCUCGAGGAUUGUAAACUCGCCGAGCCCAGGCAUGGAGAACUGUGGCAAAAGGUCUCCAAAGACAUCAAGAAUUGGAGAAUGACAACUGAACAGAUAUUACUAACUGUCGCGGCAUCGGUCGACAUCCCACGAUAG
Bursaphelenchus xylophilus (pine wood nematode) is the source of this 12114-nucleotide messenger RNA. The record is from the annotation of a GenBank genome assembly. Lineage: Eukaryota; Metazoa; Nematoda; Chromadorea; Rhabditida; Aphelenchoididae.